This is a messenger RNA of Triticum turgidum subsp. durum (durum wheat), 1143 nucleotides long. The record is from the annotation of a GenBank genome assembly. Lineage: Eukaryota; Viridiplantae; Streptophyta; Magnoliopsida; Poales; Poaceae.
AUGGGCCCAUUUUCGCGGUUCCUCGUGGCGUUGGCGGUGGCGCUUCUCCCCAUCGUCGGUGCCGCGGCCGGCGGCCGCACCGGCGACCGCGGGACGCGCUACGCCGGCGUCUUCAGCUUCGGCGACUCGCUCACCGACACCGGGAACUCGCUACGUCUCGCGGCCACCCGCGCGGGGCCGUCCAGCCGGCCGCCCUACGGCGAGACCUUCUUCCGGCGCCCCACUGGCCGCGCGUCCGACGGCCGCCUCGUCGUCGACUUCAUCGCUGAGGCGCUGGGGGUACCUCACCCGACGCCGUACCUCGCCGGCAAGAGCGCGGAGGAUUUCCGGCGCGGCGUGAACUUCGCCGUCGGUGGAGCGACGGCGCUUGGUCCGGAUUUCUUCAAGAGCAGAGGGCUUGAGCCGUUUGUGCCUGUCUCUUUCGCAAACCAAGCCACCUGGUUCAAGAACGUUUUACCGCUUCUUGGCUCAGUUCACAACCGUACAAGGAUCAUGGCAACCUCGCUCUUCAUCGUCGGCGAGAUUGGAGUUAACGAUUACCUCGUCGCCUUUGCCGGGAACACCACCGUCGAGGAGGCGCGGGCCUUCGUGCCGCACAUCGUCGGCGCCGUCCGUUCAGUCGUGACCGAGGUGAUCGCCGCCGGAGCGAGGACCGUACUGGUUCCGGGGAUGAUACCGCUCGGCUGCGAGCCACAGCUGCUCGCCCUCUACCAGAGCGGCGACCACGACCCGUCGUCCGGUUGCAUCAAGCCGCUCAACGAGCUCGCCGAACUGCACAACCGCGCGCUGAACGGCAUGCUCCGAGAACUCCGGCGAGCGCACCCGGGGACGGCCAUCCUCUACGCCGACCUCUACGGCGCCGUCGCCGACCUCAUCGCGUCGCCCCGGAAAUACGGGUUUAGGGAUGAGCCGCUGGCGGCGUGCUGCGGCGGGAGCGGCGCGUACAACUUCAACAUGACGGCGUUCUGCGGCGCGGCCGGGACGGCGGCGUGCGCCGACCCGUCCAAGUACGUGUCCUGGGACGGGGUGCACUUCACGGAGGCCGCCAACAGGCACACCGCCUGCGCCACGUUGAAGACCAACUCGCCUGCUCUGCUCAACUCGUCGACGGCGGAGGCGAGACGAAGGAUUGGGUGCGCCUAA